AUGAUCCAUUUUCGUCUUACCUAUUUCACCACCUUCAUCAAUUUCACAACCGAUUUCACAGCCUAUUUCACCACUUUCACAGCCUAUUUCACCAAUUUCACCAAUUUCACAACCGAUUUCACAGCCUAUUUCACCAAUUUCACCAAUUUCACAACCGAUUUCACAGCCUAUUUCACCACCUUCAUCAAUUUCACAACCGAUUUCACAGCCUAUUUCACCAAUUUCACCAAUUUCACAACCAAUUUCACAGCCUAUUUCACCACUUUCACAGCCUAUUUCACCAAUUUCACCAAUUUCACAACCAAUUUCACAGCCUAUUUCACCAAUUUCACCAAUUUCACAACCGAUUUCACAGCCUAUUUCACCACCUUCAUCAAUUUCACAACCGAUUUCACAGCCUAUUUCACCAAUUUCACCAAUUUCACAACCAAUUUCACAGCCUAUUUCACCAAUUUCACCAAUUUCACAACCGAUUUCACAGCCUAUUUCACCAAUUUCACCAAUUUCACAACCAAUUUCACAGCCUAUUUCACCACUUUCACCAAUUUCACAACCGAUUUCACAGCCUAUUCUUGGUCGAAAGAAAUUUCUCGCAAGAAUUUCUUGAGACCGUCAGAACAAAAUAGGAAAUGUUAUUAUGCUAAUCCAGAGAGAAGUAUUCAUGAGCAUCAAAGAACUGGUCAAGAGAAUCCAAAAGAACCGUUGAUGUGA
Mucor velutinosus is the source of this 711-nucleotide messenger RNA. It is a transcript of the gene SSK2, whose product is annotated as Suppressor of Sensor Kinase (SLN1). The transcript has 2 exons. The coding region runs from base 1 to 711 and encodes 236 amino acids. NCBI's taxonomy places the organism in Eukaryota, Fungi, Mucoromycota, Mucoromycetes, Mucorales, Mucoraceae. The record is from RefSeq and is a predicted model, not a curated record.